GGGUCACGGGCUCACGGGUGCAGACGACUCGUGGACAGUACGGGGACUGCACGCUCACAUCAGCACUCCAGCGAAAGUUACAGUUGGAUAAUCUUGUGGUGUCGUCUGUUAUAGGUCUAUACAACAUGGAGGGUAAUGGUCACGCCAAGGACAAAAAUCUCUUGAGAAUUGGUUCAAGGGAUAGUGAGUUGGCGAUGAAGCAGACUUACAUGGUGAGAGAUGCACUGCAGAAAGCAAAUCCUCAUCUGAAGUUUGACAUUGUGUCUAUGAAGACUAAGGGAGAUAAGAUCCUGAAUAUGGCUUUGUCAAAGAUUGGGAGCAAGAGCCUAUUUACCAAGGAGUUGGAGGUGGCCUUAGAGGAGGGGGUGGUGGACAUUGUGGUGCACUCUCUCAAGGAUCUACCUACAAUAUUACCAGAAGGUAUGGUAAUAGGGGCAGUAUCAGAACGUGAGGACCCUAGAGAUGCUGUUAUCAUGCACCCCAAGUAUGCAGAGUGUACCUUGGCUUCCCUGCCUAAGGGUUCUGUUAUAGGAACAAGUUCCUUAAGACGCAGUGCCCAGCUGAAGCGCAGGUACCCGAACUUGAGGUUUGAGAGUGUGCGUGGAAAUUUGAACACACGUUUACGGAAGCUGGAUAGUGCAGAUGAUUAUGCUGCUCUUAUUUUGGCUGCUGCUGGAGUGGUCAGGAUGGGCUGGAAGGACAGAAUCUCACAGUAUCUAGGUGAUGACCUAUGCAUGUAUGCAGUGGGUCAAGGGGCUCUAGCAGUUGAAUGUCGGGAAGGAGACUCGGACACUUUGGAUCUGUUAGCUCACAUAGCAGACCCCAAUACGACUAUUGCUGCUGUUGCAGAGAGGGGUUUCAUGCGCACAUUAGAAGGAGGAUGUUCUGCCCCUGUGGCUGUGCACACUAAGGUGACAGAGGACAGUGUGAGCCUCAAAGGUGGAGUGUGGAGUCUUGAUGGUUCAGAGGAGCUCUUGGACACCAUGUCCACUUCCUCUCAGAAUCCUGAUGCCUCUCCAGAGUCCACACAACCACCAGAAAAGGUAGCAAAGACCUCCAUCAACUUCUGUGGGAUAGUUAUUCUUUCUGAGCACAAGGAUUUCAUGACCCAAGCACACCAGCUUGGGGUCUCUCUGGCUCAGAGACUGCUAGAUAAGGGAGCAGACAGGAUUCUAAAAGCUGCCAAGGCUCAAAAUGUUAUUAAUGUACCACCAGUUACUUCUUCCACAUCUGCUAUUAGUUUAGAGGAGAAAGAAGCUGAAGCAGUUAAUGGUUCAUAGAAUUCAUUGUUGUAUAAUUUGUUGUAUAUGUACAGUAUAUUGAGCAUUCUGUCAAUUUAUUUGGUGAAAAAGGUUCGUGUAGUGAUAUGUGUGUGUCAGCUGUUUUAGUGAAUGUCUCUUUAUUGUUAGAAAACAUAUUUUUUCCUGUGAAAUUGUAAUGGAAUUUUAGGCAUGCAGUAAUAAUACAGUAUCUCCGUUAGCUGAAAUCACUCUCAAUAGGAGCUUUCCGAUAGCCAAAAUUGAAAUCUGCUCAUAAUUUUCGGGAAAAUACGGGGUUUGGGAAUGAUUUCCUGAUCCCCGGAAAAUUCCUUUUAUUUUUUUUCCCAGGCCCAUUUUCCGGAAAUUCACCCCAAAAAAUUCUGGUAUCCGGAAAAAAUCUGGGGACGAGGGAAUUAUUCAUGGUUUGAGAGAUGGAAUGAUGUGUCAUUCUGGAAAAUUCCAGGGAUGGCGGAUUUUUUCCGCGUUUGAGAGAGUCGUCUCAUUACCCAAAGAUUACUCACUCUCAGAAGUGCUCUGCGCCAAUUGUUCCAGCUAACGGAGAUAUCACUGUAUAUUGUACUGAUGUUGGUAACAUAAUAUAAAUAUCAGGACUUUUUACAGUUUAUUUCAAUAAGUUCCCAUAGUUCAUUAUCUUUCUAAAGUAGUAGUGCCUUUUGGUAGGGAUGAAUAAUGGUGUGUGUACAGUAUAUCUACAUUUCAUUAAGAUUAUCACUUGGUCUCUACACCAUUCACAAGUGAAUCAGUGUAAUCACUCAGACUGAAAUGGCUGAGGAAGGAGGGAUAGUCAGUGGUACUGUUCGUCUCAAGACAAAUAGCUUGUCCAUAGUAAAUAAGGUUGUGCUGGAUGCAUUGUAACUGAACUUUAUAGUACAGUACAGUUAUAUACGCUGUCUAUUUUGAUGCACGUUAGAGGUGCUUAACAAUUCCGUAGAGGGCUUCAGUUUUUAAAUUUGAACAAGUUUAUGAAUUAUUGUCGGUACUUUUUAAUACUUUAAGAAUAGCAUUGUGUAGCAUUGAACCAUUUAUAUGUACUAUCUCUUUGAAAAUUUGACAUUUAUUAAUUGAAAUAACAUAGCAAAGCUGUUAACUGGAAUCUAUUAGAUUUCAUAUGAAAAUACUGUACUGACUUUAUGAAAGUGGUAAACCAACACACACAUGGAAAAUGACCAUAAACGCUGAUGAUGGUGAGGACUUUUGGGACAUAAAGUUGACAGUUAAAGUACACUUUUAACUCACAUCAUUGAGAAAUGAAGAAAAUUUGCUUCAUUAAAAUGGUAAAAUUUUAUUAGAGCUGGAACUAUUUAGAGAAAAUGGGAAUUAGUUGAGAAUAUGAUUUCUUAAUGAAUUGUAAUUGAACAGUAUUACAGUUAGCACAAGUUUCUUUUGGUAAUUUGUGCCUUAUAAUUUUUGAUAAGCAUUGUUUCCAGUAAGGUAAUGUAUUGUAUUGCACUAAUGCAUUAUUUUAUUGUAUUUAUUUAAGUGAGGGGGCAGUAGGCAAUAUUUUGUUGAAAAGAUGUGUAUAUGGUUGAACUAUAAAAGAUCCAGUGAUUUAUAGUGAACUUUGAUUAUUGUUCUUAAAAGUUAUCAACAAUGUAAGUCCAGGUUCAUGAGAUAUUGUUUGUUUUUCUCGAACAGAUCAAAGAAAGAAUUCCAUUACGAGUCUCAGUGCAAUAUUGUACAGUACAGUACUAACACUAGUUUGCACGCUUUCUGCCUUACCUAGGUGAGCCAGAUGGAUAUGUUCUUCACUUGGCAGUUCAGGGAAAAUCAACAUAUUAACCUUACAUAUUUUUUGCAAUUGCUGGAGAAAUAUGGUUUAUAAACUAAUUCAGCAGAGUUUAUGUGUAUCUGAUAUUCCAUUAUCAUUUGUGGGACAAUAUAAAUGCUUUCUAGAUUGAAAUGCAAUUACAGUAGUGAUAUUUAGUAUUUUUUCUCAGAUGGGUAUUUUGGAAUCUUGCAUCAAGUUUGGCAGUUUUGUAUGAAGAAUACUUUUACUGCAUUGUGUAAUUAUGCUUCUCUUGACCUGAUGGCUGUGUCAGACCCCAAUUGGGGCAGUAAUUAUUAAACUGUCUCAGUCCCCUGGCAGGGCACAAGCAAUGCAUUUCAUAUUUCCUCUUCCGGUGUUUCUCUCCCGCUGACACUGAAAUAACUCAUUACAUCUAUAUUAAGCCAUGCUACUGUAUUAGGAGACUUUCCUUAUCUACUCAGAUAUAGCCAAUGAACAAACUGCUUUUUGUACAAGUGGACAAGACUUGUACAUUGGGUGGAGUAAUAGCUUCAUUUUACAUUGAAUUAUGGUGCUUGGUAACAUAAAACAGGUAUGAUAACACGAGAAUAUUUAGAAAAUAUAAUAAGUAUAAAUUAUUAUACCUGUACCUGUAAAUGCAUGGCACUGUUCUUGUGUGUAUGUAAUAAUGUAUCAGAUACAGUGUCACCUGGAGCAUCCAUGAAAUGAGUGAGUCACUUGGGGAGGUAUAACUUAAUAAUUGUAAUAUGAAUAUUGUAGUGUGUUGUAAUUACACAUGUUGUUUUUGUGCAAUUUUAAUGUCAUAUAUGAUGGCUUUGUCUAUUUUGUCCACAAGAGUCCGAGGAAACUAGAGAUGUAGCUUUGAUUUUAGUCCAAUUUAUGGUGCUAAAUUACUUGACAUAGGUAUGAUAUUAAUUUGAUGUUUAUAAAAUACAAUAAAUGCAUAUAAAUGUUUGACAUUUGAAUGUACUGUAUAUAAAUUUAGCAUCAUAUACAAUGGCAUCCCCUGGGUCAAGUCUGAAUUAAUAUGUUGACAGUUCCUGCAAGUGAAUUUGAAGAAUGUGUAUGUCCCCACAGAUUGAGAACUUGAAUACAGUAAAGACAAAUAAUGGUAGUGCUACAGGCAGGCCAUAUCAAGUUUAAAAAUGCUGCAUUAUACCCACUGUGCUAUCAUUAUUAUUACAAGAAUAACCAAAUAUUGUAGUGGGUACCAGUAAGUGUUCAGACUUUCUACUUAAUAUUUAAUACAGUUUCCUAAUAAUAUAAUUUCAUGUUAUAAAAUGUUAAUGAUGCUAUAAAAUGAGCUUGAAACUUUGAUGCUACCCACUUCUUCCUUUGUGAGGAGAGAUGGAAGUGAAGAGAUUUUUUUUAAUGCAACUGGGGGGUAAAUGAUGAAAUUCCUUAAUGUAUAAGCUAUGUAAGAGUAUUAUUGUAAUGAAAGUAAUAUGAUUUUAAAUUCAUGCCUACAAGCCUUUUUGUGCUGUGCUAUUGUAUAUACAGGUAUAUUUUUUACACUGUACAGUACUGUAUGUGAUAUUAGAAUUUAUUUAUGGGGUCAAAGACUUCAUGAGAUUUUUUACAUUUUAAUUAAUGCACCAAAUAUUGCCAUCUUUUGGUAUAUAGUGAACUGCCUUUGUACUGUCCCUAGAGCAUACUGUACAGUAUAUGGGAAAUAUACAUUGUGUUUUUUUGUUUAAACAUACUGUAGUUUCGAGUAAUUCUGCUUAAAUUUGCAUGUCAUUUGACUACUUUGGAGAUAAACCACUCCAUAAUUAAGGCACAAUUAGGAAAACUAAAGAAAAAUGUCCAAUUUUAAUGAUUUACCUUGAAGUUGUGAGGUAUGGAAAAAUAGUUUCUUCUAUUAUCAUGGUUAGGGAGAUUCAAAUCAAUCUGUUGAAACUCUUGCACAUACUACAGUACAGUAUAUACAAGACGAGCUAUACCUUCUUUUAGUUGUUGGCUAAAUAGACCAUUCAGAUUGGGACCCUUUUGUCCAGGCAGUUCUUCUUUCAAGUCCUUAGCUUAAUGAAAAUGGAUAAUUUUAGCUUAAUUUGGAAUAUUUUAAUUUGCAUAGAAAAGCAAAUUCAUAGCUUCACAUGAUUACCAAUGAUGCCAUUGUCAGUUUUUUCUGAUGAUAAUUUAUGACCUGAUACCCAUAAUUCUGUCAUGAAUGUGUUCAGGCCUGUGUUAUGAUUCAAAGAGAACACGGUAGUUUUCCAAAUUACUUUUUUAUUAGUUAAUUUUUAGGUUGUUACUUAUUGGCUAAUUAUAUCAGACAAAGCUUUUUGUUUUUAUUGUGUUUUUGUUGUAAAUAUAAAAAAAAGUGCACUAUGCUAGUACUAUUUUUACUCACCUGAACUGUUUGCAGUACAUGGUGAAUGCAGCUUUUCCAACAAAA
Homarus americanus (American lobster) is the source of this 5425-nucleotide messenger RNA. Its product is annotated as porphobilinogen deaminase-like. Bases 126 to 1280 code for a protein of 384 amino acids. Lineage: Eukaryota; Metazoa; Arthropoda; Malacostraca; Decapoda; Nephropidae. Gene Ontology annotation, molecular function: hydroxymethylbilane synthase activity. The record is from RefSeq and is a predicted model, not a curated record. Gene Ontology annotation, cellular component: cytoplasm. Gene Ontology annotation, biological process: heme biosynthetic process. The transcript is spliced from 7 exons.